Puccinia graminis f. sp. tritici CRL 75-36-700-3 is the source of this 336-nucleotide messenger RNA. RefSeq lists its product as uncharacterized. Gene Ontology annotation, molecular function: RNA binding. Lineage: Eukaryota; Fungi; Basidiomycota; Pucciniomycetes; Pucciniales; Pucciniaceae. The record is from RefSeq and is a predicted model, not a curated record. The coding region runs from base 1 to 336 and encodes 111 amino acids. The transcript has a single exon.
AUGAGUACACCGGACCUGCUUUACGAUGAUCCGGCUACGUAUUGUAGGCAGUACCGGCCUAACUAUCAUUCUAACUUCGUUUCCAUCUCUAACCUCGCCUUUGGAACAACAACCGACGAUAUUCAACUCACUUUUCAAGACUUUGGCUCAAUCAGCCACUGCUUUAUUGCAUUGGAUCGACCGACGAGUGCUCUAGUAGUCUUCCUCAAACCAUCAGACGCGGGCUAUCAAGCCGAGUCACUCGAUGGUGCAAUUGCCGACGGACAGCGCAUCUCCGUCAAAGCCAUCAAGGAGACUGAACUAGGGGGCCUAGUCCUCCUUCGUAGAAUAACAUGA